GGCAUUCAGCGCGCGCGCCAGUGGCGUGCUCAAGUGGAAGACGGCACGCGUCAAGACUAAUGUCUUCAGAUGCAGCAAGCCAUGGAGGCGUUAAACGGAGCAGAUGUAUGCUCUGGUCACAGUCCUAAGCUAAAACUCCACAACCGACAGACGCUGUGAGUGUUUCAUCCUCAGAAUGUGUGCUGCGCAGCGGCUGCUGCUGCUGCUCGUGGUGUCGGAGUGACUGUCCUGCUGCACGUGGCGGCAACUGUCAGGGGAACAAGAUCCCCCAUGGAGAUACCGGUGUAGAGGCAGAAUACAAACAACACAACGACAACAACUUUACAUGUCGAGGUCAGGAUAUGAGAAGCAAGCUUAACAGUCUGGUAUUUGACACAUACCAGAUUUAGCUGGGAAUAAGAUAUAUAUAUAUCUCGAUUAACGGUGAAAACUCACAAGAGUUUAGUGAGAAUUUUUCCCCCCAAGCUUUUAAUUACCAGCAGCCAAUUUUCGAAACCUCUUAUCACAGAAACUUAGACCAAAACGACUGAUACAGAAUGGUGUUCUCAAAUCCAGUCAACUGACAUCUGUUCAAUGUAAAAUCAAGACAGUGUUAAUCAACUUCUUUGAUGAUAUUCCCACGAUUUUCCUCAUUAUCUUGUCUUUCCGAAUCUUCAAAGCAAGGUUUACUUUCUGGUCGAGGCGCGUCGGGUACAAACCAUCCCCUACCCGGGCAUCAGGGAAGGCAGGCAAAACACACCUGCAAAAAGUGUGAGUAGAGGUGCGACUCACCUGACAGCAACAAAGACAAGUAGAAAAGAUUCCCAAGCGACAGAGAACGUUAUUUCGUAUCCUGGAAGUGACGCAACAACAAGAGCAGAGACCAGUUCACUGUGCUCUAGAUAAGUCGUUUCGCCCUCCUGCGAGCUUCCUAAGAGAAAUAGAUAUCUGGUUCCAUUUAACACUCAGGAUCACUUCUUGGCAUUUCUUCCAAGAUGUAAUGUGGAGGAAACUGGUUCAGCAAAGAACACGUGAACACACAAUAUUUGAACCUGCUAACUUCCACUUUCCACUGACAGCAUCCCCCUGCCGUCAAGUGCAAGACUGGGUGGAUGAAAAAUGCAUGGAUAUUUUUUCUUCAGUUGAGAAAAUUUUGAUUAUCGUUUCCUACGAAAGACCAUAUUGCAAUUUUUCAUGUCUGCUUGUUUGCAGAUACGUCGUUUCUGAGUGAUUUGGACAUCCUGAAAGUUUUGUUGUUGUUGUUGUAAUAAAGAAUAUAUCGUGUUAAUCAGCAAUACAACACAACUACUGUAUUUUGAUAUACAGUGUUUAUUUUCACUUUUUCAUAUUAUCAUAGUUUCAUCCUAAACACUUUUACGUUUACAUUCGUCUUUUUGAGGAGCGUUAAACGGCAAGGCUUCGUCAGGUGUUGUAUAAGUUGCCCAAGAGAACAGUCGUCCAGGUGUUGUAUAAGUUGCCCAAGAGAACAGUCGCCAGGUGUUGUAUAAGUUGCCCAAGAGAACAGUCGCCAGGUGUUGUAUAAGUUGCCCAGGAAAGGACUAAGUUCUUCAUUGUCGCUCUAAAAUUACGGAGACAAAGACUUCAUAAGUCGCCCUCGAACAGAUUACACAGGGCACUGUGUAAGUAAACAAAAACCUCCCACAAAUAAAAACAAAGGAGUCUCCAGCCACUGUCACGUGCAGCAUGGGCAACACACCGACGGUUGCCUGCAUUGACCGCGGGGACAAGGACUACCUGAACAAGUACCUGACACCACAGCAGAUCCACGCCGUGCAGGAGACGUGGGACAUCAUGAAAGAAGACCUGCCCACCCUGGGUGUCACAGUCUUCCUCAGGCUGUUUGAGACUGAGCCGGACCUGAAGCGCCUGUUCCCGAAGAUCGUACGGCUGAACGAGGUGUCGCAGCUGGAGAUGGACGUGGACCGCGACAUGCUGCAGCGCCACGCCGUGACGGUGAUGGAGGGCCUGGGCGCCGCCGUGGAGAGUCUGGAGGACUCGGACUUCCUCAACAGCGUCCUCAUCUCCAUCGGACAGACGCACGUGCGCCGCAGCGUCAAGCCGCAAAUGUUAAAGCGCCUGUGGCCGUCGCUCAACUACGGCUUCAUCAAGAUGCUGGGCGCGCGGUACGACUCCAGCACCGCCGAGGCGUGGCGCCGCCUGUACUCCUACAUCAGCCUGCAGAUGAAGAAAGGCAUGGAGAACCCGGACAUCGAGACACUGGAGGACGGCCCAGACCACCUGGGAUGACAUUCACCGGACUCCACCACCAACUCUGACUUUCAGAUGUCGCUCGACAGGACCGUUAGAUGACGUCAUAGCGGCUCUCCGUCGUCUGCUGGCAUCAGUCUGGAUGACGUCAUUGCGCUGCUACAUUCUGUGUGUGUGUGUGAGAGAUAUGGAGAGAUAGAGAAAAAAAGAAAAAGAAAAAGAAGAAAGAUAUGAAAAAGAUUUUCCUUACAAUAACUUUUCCCUAUUGCCAACACUGGAUUGGUUGACUGUAUGAAUGCCGUUAACUCUUUUGUCUAUAAAUGUAUCAACUGAGACAACCUGAGCCAACCCUCAGGCAGUUAAUUUCUCGCUUUAUUCCGCUCAUAUCCAUAUUUUUUCUUUCUUUCCGCUUUCAGAUUAGUGCACACCUGUAGGUCGACGCUCACAUUUGCUUUUAUAACGAACUUGAAGGUUGCUGAAACAUUUUCAUGAUAUUGUGUCGCUCCACUGCGAAGGUCCCUGGUUCGAUACCUGCUGAGGCCUGCGGCUGAAGCAUCCCUCGAACAUGCCUGCCCAUGCAGUAAAUACUUACCAGAAAUGAGUACUUGAUGUAUCAGGGAGGUAAAGGCGGCAGAGAGCACUGGGGCCGUGCUUAGAGACUUUUAGCCACUCACAGUGCACCAACGGAUACUAAGUUAUGGGAUUAUUUAUCGUUACCUUUUUCACACCUGCUAAGCAUGCCAUGCAGUUUUUUUCAUACAAUGAAAGUCGCACUCUCACUUGCUAAUGUUGUCCUCAGCAGAUUUAUCUUCCCUUGUGUCGUGGAAGUCUCUAACACCAAAGAUCGCUUGUUGCCUCCAUUCCACCUGACUACAGGACCGGUGCUCAAGUAAGGAAUGUUUGAACUAAACACGUUUAGAGUCGUUCUAACUUUCUAUCGUUCAAUCCUCCACACCUCUCGCAGGGAAAGCUUGGGUGGACAAACCAGAAGACACAAAGAGGCCUCAGGUGUUUGCGGCAUGUCCUCAAAGCUGACCUUUAUGUAUCAUCAGGUGUUUUCGAUGAAAAGGUCAGAGAAGUCUCUCUCUUUCACUCUCUCUCUCACUCACUCUCACACACACAUUUAGCUCCUACAGAUGAGAGGCCAUCGAGAACAUUUCCCUGAGGUCAGUGUAAUCCCCAAAGCUACUUUUCCUUGACAUUUAGCCGGCACCAGACAAUAUUUUAAGUUACUGUCACAGAGAACAUGACAGUGGGAAGAGAAGAAAGCUUGUCAUCAGCUGUGUAUGUGACUGGUUUCCUUUCCAGAAUGUUCUUCAACUACUGCUAUUGCUUUUGCCUCAUCUGACAUCAAUAACUAUACCAAUAACGAGGCUGACUGCAUGAAUGAGACAACACAACUCAAGAAGAAUUUUCAAGAAAACAAAAAACUGACAUACAGCAAGUUGCCCAGGUAACACAGCUUUUACAGAAGACAUUCUCCACAAAAUUCGUAGUGAGGGCACGGAAAACCCGAGUUUCUUCAUGUAAACCAGUGUUUGUGAACAGUGACAAUUUAUAGACAUGACAAGUGAUGACACACACGGUUGGUAUUAAUUGUUUUGUUGGUGUUAAUUGUCAGGCGAAUGUCAUAUUAGCUUUACAUGAUUGAAAUGAAAGACCAUCGCUGAACAUUUCAGGCUUUUCACGCGCGAGCUUGCUUCUAUCACACACAUCUUUUGUUUCCAUAGCCGUAUAGGUAAUAAAGCAAUAAGAAUACUUGACUUUGAUGUGUUGUGUAUAUGUGUGGAUAUAAAGAUUACACGUGAUUUUAAUUUGCUGUGUUUUGUUCUAU
This is a messenger RNA of Pomacea canaliculata, 4042 nucleotides long. Its product is annotated as neuroglobin-like. NCBI's taxonomy places the organism in Eukaryota, Metazoa, Mollusca, Gastropoda, Architaenioglossa, Ampullariidae. The transcript is spliced from 3 exons. Gene Ontology annotation, molecular function: oxygen binding; heme binding. The record is from RefSeq and is a predicted model, not a curated record. The coding region runs from base 1684 to 2247 and encodes 187 amino acids.